Messenger RNA from Archocentrus centrarchus (flier cichlid), 1326 nucleotides. RefSeq lists its product as uncharacterized. NCBI's taxonomy places the organism in Eukaryota, Metazoa, Chordata, Actinopteri, Cichliformes, Cichlidae. The coding region runs from base 96 to 1010 and encodes 304 amino acids. The transcript has 2 exons. The record is from RefSeq and is a predicted model, not a curated record.
GCGUUCGAGUGUAUUUAUUGAUUUCCUUUCCCCUUCUCAGGGUGUAACAUUUUGGAGGCACCGCUGGGAUAGGGAAAACAGACCACCGAGCAUACAUGGAGAAAUGGAAACAAGAAAUGCAGGAGGCACAUGAAAUAGUACGAGAGAACGCAAAGAAGGCAGCAGAGAGAAGUAAAAAACAUUAUGAUGGGAAAGUAAGAAGCUCUGUGCUAUGUCCUGGCGAUCGAGUCCUUGUUCGAAACCUGACACCUAGGGGAGGAACUGGAAAGCUUCGUAAUCACUGGGAACAGGAUAUUCAUGUUGUGAUCCGUCAGGUUGCAGAAGGCCUCCCGGUGUAUGAAGUCAAGCCUGAGCAAGGAAGAGGAAGGUCAAGAACCAUGCAUCGCAACUUGUUGCUGCCGUGUGAUUACUUACCUCUGGAAACUCAGCCAAAAGCACCACCAAAGCAAGAGAAAAGAAGGGUGAAGGAGACAGAGACAGAAAAUGCAGAUCAGAAAGAGGAAGAUGAAGAAGAGGAAUGGGUGUACUGUUACAAACCAGUAAUACAGUCUCAAAUGCCCCAUGCAGACGGAAUGAUUGAGGGUGCAGACACACAACAGGACAGUGGUCAGGAGAAACAAAAUUUGAGUGAUGAUGAAUUGAUUGAAGGAAGGCUCAUAGCAAACACAGAUGAGCCUGAAACACAGCAGGAAAAUGUGCCACAGGAAGAGAACUAUCAGGACAGGGAUGAGAGCUUAGUUGAAAAAGCAGUGGAUGAAAUUCCAGCAUUCCAACAUCCAGAGCCACCUGGAGGAGAAAAAGAACAGACAGAUGGUGCACCAAGGAGGGAAAGACGAGCCCCUAAAGUCUUCACCUAUGAUCAACUUGGGACUCCAACAUGCUAUAGUACAGCAUAUGGAAAUGAAAGGCUCUACCAACAUCAGCCCAUACAAUAUCAACACAUUCGACCAGUGACACUGUGGACCAAUCCAUUCCAGACCUACCAACCUAUAAGUAUGCAAGGAUACUAGACACAGAUUCAGUGCCGAAAAUGAUGAAUGAAGAGAACAGAUCACUAAAUUUGGGUGAUUAAUUGGCGGUACCCUCCCACCGAUCACGUGGUUGAGCCAACUAGGAUAUAAUGACUUAAGAACCCUUGGGUUAUGAGUGCUGUGAUGUCGGGACGACAUCUAACUUUGUAGGGGAGAGUGUGAUAGGUGGAUUUUAUUAUUCUAUUGAUUAUUAAUCAAAGUUCAUAAUUGAGGUAAAUAUCUCCAUGGGAAUUGUUAAGAAUAUAACCUAUCAUUCUUCCAUCGGUGAUCUACUUGUUGAGCCUUUUUGUUAAUG